AACGAGCGUAGACGGUCAUGCUGACCGUUGCUCCCGAAAAUUUUUAACCGCCAAUUUCUCUGAGCAAUUUUACAAGCAUUGUGUCUUUGAUAGACAAGACAGCAAUUUUUAUACUUCUUUAAUCAUAUUGUAUUUUAAAGUGCCAUUUUUAAUCACGAGAUCUUGAAAAUGAGUUCCAAGCCAGUGGAACCAGAAAUUAUCCCGGAUGUUCUUCUGGACCCCACCACAAAAAAACGUUAUGUGAGAGGAAAAUUUCUUGGGAAGGGUGGUUUUGCCAAAUGCUAUGAGCUUACAGACAGUGCUACCAACAUGGUCUAUGCUGGCAAAAUAGUUUCCAAGCAGCUCUUGCAAAAGCCUCAUCAGAAGGAUAAGAUGGCCCAAGAGAUUUCAAUUCACCGUGCUCUGCUCCACAAGCAUGUUGUUGGUUUUCACAGUUUUUUUGAGGACACCAACUUUGUUUUCAUUGUUUUGGAAUUGUGCAAACGAAGGAGUCUCAUGGAGUUGCACAAAAGGAGAAAGGCAAUCACCGAACCUGAAGCUCGGUGUUUCAUGCAUCAGUUGCUGCUAGGUGUAAAGCAUCUUCAUGAAAACAAGAUCAUCCAUAGGGAUUUGAAACUUGGAAAUCUUUUCCUUAAUGAGAAUAUGGAAUUGAAAAUUGGAGAUUUUGGCCUCGCAACUAAAUUAGAUUAUGAUGGUGAAAGGAAAAAGACUUUGUGUGGUACUCCCAAUUACAUUGCACCGGAAGUGUUGUGCAAGAAAGGCCACAGCUUUGAAGUGGACAUCUGGUCUAUGGGCUGCAUAUUGUAUACUUUGUUGGUUGGACAUCCACCUUUUGAAACCCAGACGCUGAAAGACACGUACUCCAAAAUCAAGAAAAACGAGUACCAUGUCCCGUCUCGUAUCGGGCCACUGGCUCGCAAUCUUAUCACGAGCAUGCUUCGAGCUGAUCCUUCCAGCCGACCAAACGUAGAUCAAAUUUUGAACGACGAUUUCAUGACUCAAGGCUAUAUGCCUUCGCGUCUGCCUUUGUCCUGCCUUACAAUGCCACCGCGCUUCGAUCCUCGGCUGAGUACCAGUAUAAUUGCCGUCCGUCGUCCACUUGGUGAAAUAAACCGAGAGUCUCCUCUUAUCUCCAAUGAAGUCCAAGGCGUCAAGGGUGAGCCAGUUACUUCCCCAGCCACUGCUGAGACUCCGUUUCCAGCAGUUCCAUCCGGACCAUCACCACAGCAACUCUUGCGUGACUUGCAGCAACAGCUUCAAAAGUUAUUCAUUGCGAAACCGUCUGAAAAGGUUCCAAUCAUUAUGGAUGAGGCUGAAGAUCCAGCAGCCAUUCCAAUGGUAUGGGUUUCCAAAUGGGUUGACUAUUCCGACAAAUAUGGUUUCGGCUAUCAGUUGAGUGACGACACGAUUGGCGUGAUUUUCAACGAUCUUACCAAAUUAUUACUGCACGUCGACGGAAAAGCUAUUCAGUAUGUUGAACGUGACGGUAUUGAAAAGUACCACACUCUGGAUUGUUAUCCUCCGCAGUUGGAGAAAAAGAUGAAACUGUUGGCUUAUUUCCGAUCAUACAUGCAAGAAAACUUGAUCAAGGCUGGUGGUUCGGUCCCGCCAAGAGAAGGUGAUGAACUUAUCCGCUUGCCCUUCCUGCGGCAAUGGUUCCGCACUUCGCGGGCGGUUGUUAUGCACCUCACCAACGGCACUUUACAGGUCAACUAUUUCCGCGAUCACGUUAAAAUCAUCCUGUGUCCGUUGAUGGGAGCCGUCUCGGUAAUCGAUGAAGACAAAAAUUUCCGAACAUUCCGUCUCACAUCUCUUGCUCAGUAUGGAUGCUCAAACGACUUGCUUCAGCGGCUCGAAUACGUCCGCGAGAAAAUUUCUUUCCUUUUAGCUCCUAAAUCACAGAACGGAAUCCGUGCCAAGUGAUUGUUUUGUGUAAAUAUUCUUUUAUGUGUAAAUGCGCUAAAGUAUCCCUCCCAACUUUUUAAACAUUCAAAUUUUCAUAUUCGUUUUUUAAAAGAUGAAACUGCCUCCAGAUGUUCUUAAAAGGUGAAAUUGAAUCAUUAGUUUUCCCAUUCUUACUUCAAAUUUUCUUCCCUAUUUUACGGUUUUCGUUUUAGAAAUGGUAGGUAAACUAAACCCCCGAAAUGUUUUACUUGAAAUAAUACAUGUAGUUUCUUUUAACGAAA
Messenger RNA from Daphnia magna, 2186 nucleotides. Its product is annotated as serine/threonine-protein kinase PLK1. The coding region runs from base 169 to 1923 and encodes 584 amino acids. Gene Ontology annotation, cellular component: centrosome; spindle pole; cytoplasm. The record is from RefSeq and is a predicted model, not a curated record. Gene Ontology annotation, biological process: mitotic cell cycle; regulation of cytokinesis; protein phosphorylation. Gene Ontology annotation, molecular function: protein binding; ATP binding; protein serine/threonine kinase activity. The transcript is spliced from 10 exons. NCBI's taxonomy places the organism in Eukaryota, Metazoa, Arthropoda, Branchiopoda, Diplostraca, Daphniidae.